AUGGCCAACGUCUUCAUCGUCGCUGCUAAGCGUACCCCCUUCGGCGCCUUCGGCGGAAAGCUCAAGGACUACAGCGCUGCUGAGUUGGGCGCUUUCGCUUCCAAGGCCGCCCUCGCAGAUGUCGGCAAGCAAGUCCCCAUCGACUCUGUCAUCGUCGGAAACGUCGCCCAAACCGACGCUGCAGGCGCCUACCUUGCCCGCCACGUCGGCCUCCGCGCCGGCCUCGACGUCACCAUCCCCGCCCUCACCGUCAACCGUCUCUGUGGAUCGGGCUUCCAGUCGAUCAUUAACGCUGCCCAUGAGAUCGCUGUUGGUGAUGCCAACAUUGUCUUGACCGGUGGAGCCGAGUCCAUGUCGCUCGCACCUUAUGCUUUGAGAGGUGUUCGUUUUGGUAGCACUAGAUUUGGAGUUGAUCUGAAGUUGGAGGAUACCCUGGCUGCGGCUUUGGUCGAUCGCUUCCCCAAGGAGACCCCUAUGGGAAUCACUGCUGAGAACUUGGCUCAGGAGCAUAACAUCUCCCGUCUGGAUUGUGAUGAGUACGCUCUCUUGUCCCAGCAGCGUUGGGCCGCUGCCAACAAGGCCGGUCGCUUCACCGCAGAGAUCGCCCCCGUUGAGUACAAGGUCAAGAAGGCCUUCGAGACCCUGAGCCACGACGAACACGCUCGCCCCACAACCACCAUCGAGUCCCUCUCCAAGCUCCCCUCCGUCUUCAAGAAGGAUGGAACUGUCUCGGCCGGAAACGCCUCCGGUAUCGCUGAUGGUGCCGGUGCCAUCGUCGUCGCCUCGGAGCAGGCCAUCAAGGAGCACGGAUUGAAGCCCCUCGCAAAGGUCGUCUCCUGGCACGUCACCGCCGUCGAGCCCUCCAUCAUGGGUAUCGGCCCCGUCUCUGCUAUCCAGGGUGCCCUCAAGAAGGCCGGUUUGACCCUCAAGGAUAUGGACCUUGUCGAGGUCAACGAGGCCUUUGCUGCCCAGUACUUGGCCGUUGAGAAGGUUUUGGGUCUCGACCGCUCAAAGACCAACUUGAACGGUGGUGCCAUUGCUCUCGGACAUCCUCUCGGCGCCUCCGGCUCCCGUAUCAUGGCUCACUUGUCCCAUGAGCUCCAGCGCACCCAGGGCAAGUACGCCAUCGGCUCUGCCUGCAUCGGUGGUGGUCAGGGUAUCGCCGUCGUCAUCGAAAGAUGCUAA
Linnemannia hyalina is the source of this 1185-nucleotide messenger RNA. The record is from the annotation of a GenBank genome assembly. NCBI's taxonomy places the organism in Eukaryota, Fungi, Mortierellomycota, Mortierellomycetes, Mortierellales, Mortierellaceae.